Messenger RNA from Drosophila innubila, 1319 nucleotides. RefSeq names its product acidic mammalian chitinase-like. The transcript is spliced from 6 exons. Bases 26 to 1141 code for a protein of 371 amino acids. The record is from RefSeq and is a predicted model, not a curated record. NCBI's taxonomy places the organism in Eukaryota, Metazoa, Arthropoda, Insecta, Diptera, Drosophilidae. Gene Ontology annotation, cellular component: extracellular region. Gene Ontology annotation, biological process: carbohydrate metabolic process; chitin catabolic process. Gene Ontology annotation, molecular function: chitin binding; chitinase activity.
GUGCGACGACUCUCAGAACAUCAACAUGAAGUUAUUGGUGUGCUUGGUAUUGACGCUGGCUUCUCUGGUUUCCAGCGAGAAGAUCCUCAACUGUUACUGGGGAACAUGGGCCAACUAUCGUCCUGGGGAUGGUAAAUUCGAGCCCUCGAACAUCGAUCCCAGCCUGUGUACUCACAUCAGUUACACCUUCUUUGGCAUUGAGGCGUCGGGAGAGUUCAAGUCCUUGGACACAUGGCUCGACAUGGACGAUGGACUGGGUUUCAUUAGCAAAACCAUUGCCCUGAAGCAGAAAAAUCCCAAGUUGAAAGUCUUGGCAGUUGUGGGUGGAUGGGGCGAGGGGUCGGAAAAAUAUUCGGCCAUGGCUGCAGAUCCAGCAAAACGCUCUAGAUUCAUAUCCUCCACAUUGGCAUUCAUCCGGCAACACGGCUUCGAUGGUCUGGACUUGGAUUGGGAAUAUCCAGCACAACGCGGUGGCGGUCCUCAGGAUAAACAGAACUUUGUAACCCUUUUGCGGGAGAUUAAGGAAGCAUUUGCCCCCUACAAUUUGGAAUUAGGCAUUGCUGUAGGCGCCUCUGAAGCCUCCGCGCAACAAUCGUAUGACAUUCCCGCCAUUUCCAAGCAUUUGGACUUCAUUAAUGUGAUGACCUACGACUUUCAUAUGGCAUUCGAUGGCUAUUUGGGCUUCAAUGCACCCUUCCCCGAAGUGGAGCAGUCCAUCGACUACUGGCUACGUCAAGGUGCUCCGGCCCAGAAACUGAUCCUUGGCAUCGGAUUCUAUGGUCACAGCUACCAGAUGGCAGACAGCUCCCAGAACCGACCAGGCGCCCCCUGCACAGGAGCCGGAAAUGCUGGCCCAUUCACUCAACAGAGUGGAUUCCUUGGCUACCACGAGAUUUGCAUGAACAACUGGCAGACUGUGUUUGACGACCAAGCCAAAUCUCCGUACGCCUUCCAAGGGGAUCAGUGGGUUGGCUUCGACAACGUCCAGAGUAUUGAGCUCAAGAUGAAACUGGUGGACUCACGCAAAUUGGGUGGUGCCAUGACCUGGUCUAUUGAGACCGAUGACUUCCACGGUCGCUGCGGAGAGAAAUUCCCCCUCCUCAAGGCAAUGAACAGAGGCUUGGCAAGAACAAUCAUUUGAAUUUCUUCAGCUGCAACUGGUCCGAGCUAAUCAAAUGUAAUAACUUUUGCCUUCAUGCUUACAUAUACGUACAGUAUUAUCAAGGACGCAGCUAGGUAGGGAAAUGGACUGAAAGCAUUUUUUAAAUCUUAAAAAUUUUUUUUUAAAUAUACAUAUAAAAUAUAUGUUUGAGAAAUUC